AUGAAGACAUCGGUCGUCCUGGCUCUGCUGGCGCUGGCUGCGGCCAGGCCGCGAUCGCGUCAAGUCGACCAGCAGCAACAGGUGGUGACUGACGGGCCCCAGGAACAGGUGGUGACGGAGGGCCCGAAGCCCGAGGGUCUGCCGCUGGGACCUGCAGACGACCUCUUCGAGUACCGCAACCCCGAGACGACCGACUUCGGGGACAUGCUGUUCGAGUCGGACAUGGUGCUGACAGAGGAGCAGCGGUUGAACCGGCAGGCCGCCAGCAACCUCUGGACCAGCCCGGUCAGCUUCGCCAUCAGCUCGAGCUCGGCGGGCGACCGCGCGGCCAUCCUGGCCGGUAUCCAGCACUGGCGCGACCAUUCCUGCAUUGAGUUCGACGAGGUGUCCGAGGGCUCGUCCACGCCACAUAUCAAUUUCGUCAAGUCGAGCGGCUGCUGGUCAUAUAUCGGCCAGAUCACCAGCUCGGGUGGCCAGCGCAUCAGCAUCGGCAACGGCUGCACCAGCCUGGGCACCGUGGCUCAUGAGAUUGGCCACGCCAUGGGCCUCAACCACCAACAGUCGCGCCCCGACCGCGACACGUACGUCCAGAUCAACUUCGAGAACAUCAAGUCAGGCAAGGAGGGCAACUUCCGCAUAAGCAGCAGUUCUGACAACUACUCGGUGCCGUACGACCUGACGUCGGUGAUGCACUACGGCAGCACCUACUUCAGCUCCAACGGUAAGGACACGAUCCAGGUGAAGAACGUGCUGUAUGAGGGCCUGAUUGGAACACGCGGUGGGUUCUCGCACCGCGACAAGCACAUCAUCAACGCCAUGUACCAAUGCGACGAUGCCUGCAGCAGCAAACCAACGUGCCUGAACGGUGGCUUCGUCGGCAAGGACUGCACGUGCGUGUGUCCGCACAACACGGAAGGCGCCAACUGCGAGUCGGAGACGGAGGACUACUACGGCGAGCUGGCGUGCGGCGACGAAGACAUGACGGACGAGGGUACCAUUACCUCGCCAAACUAUCCAGCGAACUUCCCGCGCAACGUCGUCUGCUUCUGGGUGAUCACGGCCCCCGAGAACCAGCAGGUCGAGCUGAGCGUUACCGACAUGAAGAUGCUGUACCGGUAUGGGGGCAGCUGCCCCUGGGACUACUUGACCGUGCGCCAUUCCGGCGACAUCCACUACGACGAUGUCAAGGCCUGCGACGCGGAACUCACGGGCCAGACGUUCACCUCCGCUGGAAACAAGAUGGUCGUCAAGUUCAAAUCCGGUAACUACGGCUGGUACCGCGGCUUCAGCGCCGCUGUCAAGUUCGUCUAA
Pollicipes pollicipes is the source of this 1311-nucleotide messenger RNA. RefSeq names its product blastula protease 10-like. The record is from RefSeq and is a predicted model, not a curated record. Gene Ontology annotation, biological process: proteolysis. NCBI's taxonomy places the organism in Eukaryota, Metazoa, Arthropoda, Thecostraca, Pollicipedomorpha, Pollicipedidae. The coding region runs from base 1 to 1311 and encodes 436 amino acids. Gene Ontology annotation, molecular function: metalloendopeptidase activity; zinc ion binding. The transcript has a single exon.